Molecule: messenger RNA, 2809 nt
Organism: Papaver somniferum (opium poppy)
Lineage: Eukaryota; Viridiplantae; Streptophyta; Magnoliopsida; Ranunculales; Papaveraceae
Exons: 4
Coding region: 23-652 (209 amino acids)
Source: RefSeq, a predicted model, not a curated record
GUCGACCACAGCCUGGGGGGCGAUGCCCCCCAGGACCCCCCUUUGGUUAGCGGCGUUGAAAAUAUUCCAACAAUGUUCGUUCUGGUCCCUUCCUGAGCAUAGUCACUUUGCUGCUUAUGAGCCUUGGAGGUUCAACUGGUCUGAGAUGCCGCUUGGGUACCCUACUCCUCCUCCUGGUUUGCUUAAGGACCGUAAGAAACGGGAUCCUACAACUGAGUCUCCUGCCUCUGAUCAGGAGGAUGACUCCGCUGGUCCUCAGGUUGCUCUCGGGUUGGCUAUAGGUCGCAAGAAACGUGAUCGUCCUGUGGUUUCUCCUGUCUCUAAUCAGAAUGAUCCUAUCAAUCCUCCAACUGCUCUUGUCCCUGCGAAGCGUACUCGUAGGACUUUGAAUUUGGCUGAGAUAACCCAAGUCAAAGAUUCUAAACCUCUUUCGCGAAAAAUAGUUCCUCCUCCGAAACAACCAUCGGGCUCUACCGAAGGUACUUCUAAAGUCAAAGGUUCCGUCGAGAAAGGUACGGUUCCAAUUCUUUCUAUUGUCGAUGUGGAGGAGUUACCCGAGAAGCUUCCCAAAGAAAUGAGCAAAGGCAAAAAAAAAAAAAAAAGGUUUAUGAUUCUGAAGAUCCUGCAUACAUCCCUGAUCUUGGAUUUUUGAAGGAUAUUUAUGUGGUUGCUCAGCAAAACCCUGUUGUUGAUUCGCCCGCCCUUGAUGCCUUUUGCACUGAUACUUUCACAGCUUGUGAUCAAGCUUCGAUGGAAGAUGCUUCGUUGGCUUUAUCUCUUCGUCAACACUCUGCUUUGAUGGCUCAGGUACAUUUACUUCUCCUUUGUGAACUACUUCUUGUUUUACACUUCUUCCUUAUUGUCUUCGUAUGAGUUCAAUCGCCACUUUGCGAAUCUUGUGGAGACUAGAGCAUCUCGUGCGAGAUUGGAGGAAGCCAAGGUUCGUAUCGCAGAAUUAGAUAAGGAACUUGCUGAAGAAAAGAACUUUUCAAUGAAGCAUGAACAGAAAGCUGAUGAACUUCGCAGUAAGUCUUCUCGUCUGAUGCAUUCAUCUUUUGCCUUAAUCCUUUUCUCUGUUAUUUUCUUAUAUUACUUUUCGUCAAGCUCGUUGUAUGAAACGUCAAAUGGAUGCCGCUGAAGAUAUUCGUGUGGAGAAUUUAAACCUCAGGACUCAGGUUGAUAGUUAUGGUAUGGAGAAUGAGAUUUUAAAAGAAAAAUUAGAGACCCUCCACUCUCAGGUAGAUCAUUUAACUAUGGGGUGUGCGAAUACUGAAGAACUUAAUCUCCAUUUGUACGAAGACAGUGAGAAUUUAAAGCUUGAACUUAGACGAGCCAGGAAUUCACUCGCAACUCUGAAUAAUCUCUAUUCUUCAUCUGUGAACUUAGUUACCCAGUUGAAAGAAGAGAAAGUCAGAAUCAUCAAGAGAAAAGAUAAGACUGAGGCAGAUCUUCGUAAAUCCCGCAACGAAGUGACAGAUCUAAGAGACGAGGUUAAACUUUAAAAAGAUGAAAUUGGUUUUCUUCUUCUUCGCCUGGAGAAACUCCAGCGUAAAAGGCCUGCCAAUUCUUCUUCGAACAAAAAACAAGUAGAACCUCAGCAAGAAUAGAUCCUUUAUUACCAUUCGUACUGAUGAAGAUAAUUCUGAAUCUGGUCACGGCAAAGGAUGGGAUAAUUCGUAUCAUGAGAUCUGUUCUCAACCGGAGUCCAUGAAUUUAGAGCUUGCCAAGCUUGAUCAUUAUAAUAUGGAUAUUCAACAAACUUUGAAUUCUACCAUCCUUUGCAAGGAAGGUAGUUUUUUGAUGCUGUGGGUGAUCUUUACUUUUCGUAAUAUUUUAUCUUCCAUUGUUAUAAUCUUUCCAUUUUUGCAGAGUCCGAGCAGCACUUCAAGAAUCAGAUUGUCCAUGUUUCUCGUGAAAGGAAUAAUCUUGCUAAUGAGGUUUCCGAACUCAAGGAAGAGGUCAAAAUGUCUGAAUGAAGAUAUGGACGAGAUGGAGAAGGAUGUUGCCAAAGUUGCAGAGAUGACUCGGAAGAACUGUGAACUCAUGAAGCAAAGCAAUUCAAUGAAUUCUGCGACAGGCGUGGGAUACCUCGUGAAAAGCUUUAUCUUGAACAGUUCUCUAGCGGCAAGUCAUCUGAUGAUGAAAGGACUGAAGCUGAUGGUGAAGGUGGUGAAGAUGGUGAAGAUGAAGAGGUUGGUAACGAGGGUGAUGAAGAUGAAGAGGAAGUUGAGCAUGAAGUUUCACUUAGGAAAGGUUUUGGUGAAUAUCUUCCACCCCAGACUCCUUUGGCAGUGCUAAUUCCACGGACAUGACACAGAACUUCUGGUGUUACUGUCGAAUUGAGCCAACCAACAAAUAGAGAAUCCUGUAUUUCAUAUUCAGCAAAGAAAGGAUUUAUUUCAUCUGAAUCUGGCAGAGUUCUAGGUGGUAUUUCUUUGGUUCCAUCUAUGAAACUAGUGAGACCGUAGCCUUUUAAGAUGGGUUGGAACUGGGUUUUCCAAAGAGAGUGAUUUGUUUAUGUAAGUUUUAAGGUAACAAGGUGAUGAAUCUGGAUAUUGCGCAUGCUAUUUGUGUUAGCUGCCAUUGUUUUUUUCGUUGAUGGUUGUUGUUGCGUUGCUUGUGUUGAAGGAAGAGUUUUGGGUGAUUGAUAAAUGCGGAAACGAUGUUGGAUCGAAGGCUGAUACCAACUUAGGAAAGGUUUUGGUGAAUAUCUUCCACACAAUACUUGUGGAGAUUUGAUUCUUAUUUAUUAGGAAAACAUUGGAUUUGUUACAUAUUUUGAAUAUAUCCUAACAAACAAAGAAGAGUU